Messenger RNA from Branchiostoma belcheri (Belcher's lancelet), 1572 nucleotides. RefSeq lists its product as uncharacterized. Bases 1 to 1572 code for a protein of 523 amino acids. The record is from RefSeq and is a predicted model, not a curated record. Lineage: Eukaryota; Metazoa; Chordata; Leptocardii; Amphioxiformes; Branchiostomatidae. The transcript has 3 exons. Gene Ontology annotation, biological process: apoptotic process; proteolysis. Gene Ontology annotation, cellular component: cytoplasm.
AUGGCUACAACCUCCUGGGCACAGCAGUUUACCUGUAAAUGGGUCGACGAUGGGAGGCUGGACAUGUCUGGGUUUCCUGAGGACGCGCCAGCGUGCCUGACGUUGUACCUAACCUCCAUUAGGUCAGAAGAAUGGAACGCGGUUCUGGAAAUGAUAGAAAAUGGCGAAGGGCACUGCUCUGCUAAUGAAACCGGAAUUUUGUUUUCAGAGGAUUAUGAAUCAUCCAGCGAAUCGAGUAGUGAAGAGGAAGAAGAGCAAGGCCCGCUUCCGGAAGAUGAAGUUGCAUUUUUUGCGGGAUGCUUCCCGAAAGACCGAGUGAAGAAGACUGUGUUCCUUGGCAUUAUGGAGACAUGUUUGGAAGAACGAAGGAAGCAAUGUACUACAUGUAAAUGUCUCGAUUUAGACUGUGAAAAACAGUUCCUGGAUUACGUGCACAGAGAAACGAAGUCCAAGGGUGCCACAGAUCAAGAGAUAACCUGCCAGGAAAGCAAGGAGCAAAAGACCGUGUCUGUUCUGUUAGUAAUCGAUGCAUAUGGUCCAUCCUAUGGAGGUUCUAAAUCAACCUUCAACCGUCAAGUGGCCCAGUUUCUGAAACGUCACGGUGCUACAGUUCAUUCCACUGCUUUGCAAGCAUCUGAUGAAGACAAGAGGUGCGCCACAGAGGACGGUGUCGUUCUACAUCUGCCUGUUCAAGACCCCGGGGACAAGAGGACGCCAUCUUUGGAAUGGUUAACCUAUGACCACAACGCUCGUUACCCAUACAUAACACAGGAUCUGAAGUGCAUUGUGGGCCAUACAGACAUCACAAGUCAUGCUGCAAAUAGCAUACAAGAGAAACGAUGUCAACACGCAAAAUUGGUCCUUUUCAACCACGACAUGCCAGAAGAGACAGAGUACUACAAGGGAACUAUGAAAGCGAUGGCCGCGGGGAGGAAGAUGGAAGACAUUCUUGAAGAUGCAAAGAAUGCAGAUGCCGUGUUCUCCUUGGGAAGAAGAAUCUACGACUACUUCGAGACGACGUACAUGUCACUUGGAGACAGCAAACCAAGACAACACUUCCUGUUUCUCCCAAGACCAUCCCCAGUGUUUGAGGCCAUCUCUGUCAGACCAGGAGGAGGAGAGAAAGUCGUGCUGUCUGUCGGGAGAGUGACGGAAGUGGACAAGCUGAAAGGCCAUGACCUGGUAGCACGGUCCAUGGGGGAGGUUACAGAGAAGAUCCCAAACGUCAGAUUGCGUGUUCGCGGGAUAGAUGAAGAUGACUGGGAAGCGAGCAAGCGAAUCCUGGAGGAGAACCUACACAGUGGUAAGAUCAAACCCACCCUACUGCCUUGUGGGACCCAGGAGGACAUUGCUGAGGAUAUGAAGCAGGCCCACCUGGUCCUGAUGCCGUCCCGUGCCGAGCCGUUCGGACUGAUCGGUCUGGAGGCCAUCGCAGCAGGCAUCCCUGUACUCAUCUCUGACAAGUCAGGCCUGGCAGACAUGAUCAAGGACUUGAAGAAGAGGCUGUUGGAGUCCAAGUACUGGGAAGAGUCGCACCAAAACCUGCUGCGGGUCUGUGGAUUGAAUGACUGA